Molecule: messenger RNA, 2414 nt
Organism: Cannabis sativa
Lineage: Eukaryota; Viridiplantae; Streptophyta; Magnoliopsida; Rosales; Cannabaceae
Product: ras-related protein RABA5a
Exons: 4
Coding region: 1435-2109 (224 amino acids)
Cellular component (GO): endosome
Molecular function (GO): GTP binding; GTPase activity
Source: RefSeq, a predicted model, not a curated record
AUUAGCAUUCUGUCCUUUUAACGGUGCUAUUUAUUUAUUUCCCAAUAGAAAUUUAGAAACUUCAGAAUUUGUUAUUUGAUUUUUUGUUAUUCGAAGAGUUGGAGGAAGGGAAAUUCUUCAUCUGUAAGGGUAUUCUGGUGAUAGGAAAUUAAAGGCGUGUUACUUUUUAAAAUGGUCUUUCAUGUGUUAAAGUGGAGUAUAAUACAAUUAGACUUUUGGGUGACUGUCAGAGGGGGGUGCUGGUUGACGCUCUUGAGUCUUGGUGUCUAUUAGUUUAAGAUGGAAUAAGAACUUUCAUGACCUUGCUUUUUUCCCGGCUUCUAAGGAGAAUAUCUUUUGAGUAACCAGAACAUAAGCUAGUUUACUUGGUUUUAAUUAGAAUCUAUUCUCUUCAUUGUUUUGAAGAUUUAUAUAAUGGUUUACAGUGUUAUACUUUCUGACUCUGGUUUUUGAAGAUUAAUACUCGUUAAUGGAGUUUUACAAUAUGAAGUAGACAAGACAUGUGAAAAUUACUAGCGGUUGGGGUAUGGUAUGAAUAUGUUUGUAAAUUGGUUCCUAGAACUUAUGCCAUUUGUCAUAAUGCUAUUAUUACUUCUUACAGUAGAAGGGCUGUUCUUUCUUUCUUUCUUUAAUUAUUAUUUUUAUUUAUUUAUUUAUUUUGAAAAGGGAGGGCUUUUCUUUCUGUGAGGGUGAAUAGUUUGGGGUCACUGGUGAUAUUGAAAGUAACCUCUGCUACUUUGUUAUACUUAUCUAGCCACUGCCAUAUAAUCAUUCAUGUAGGACCUCAAUUAUUGCAAAUCUAUUUAAAAAAAUUCAAUAAUAGAAUAAUGGAAGAAAUUGACUCAUCAACUUACAUCUUAACAUAUUAUCUCAGCAUAUUUAGAAUAAGCUGAAUUUGAGACUUAAAUUGAUUUUUUGUUAAACCUUCAUCAAAGCAAGAUUUCAAAGAAGCUAUAUGAAGGGGAUCACUCAAUUUUUAUAACGAUUGACCAUUGAAGCAUUAAGCUGGAGUAGGAACUAGAAAGAGGCCAAAGUUCAAGUCAAACAAAGAAUUGAGGGAUCUUAGACCUGUGUCACUUUUAUGGAGGGCUAUUCCUUUAACUGAAGAGGAAGUGAUCUGCUAGACUAAAAUCUGUGCAGGAAGCUGAAAGUGGAGCCAGGGAAUUCCCCAUCUCUUUUAUAAUUGUGCUCUGUGCCCUUUUUUCUUUCGCUGGAGUGAUUACUGAGUGGCAGCUUAUGUUUCUUUAUAUACCUGCCUUGGCAUCCAAGUUUCUUGUGUCAGCUGUUUUCUUCUUGUAUGAGUGAUUCCCUCCUCUUCUUGAACAUGGUAAAGCUUGAUGUCUCGUAGGGUAAAUAUGAGUCCUUAAAGGCCCAAACUACAGAUGGCUACUCUUUAUUAGUUUUUAUAGAGUGACAAUUCUGUGAAGGCUGACAAUGGCUUUUUAUUCUGAGGAAAAAACUGAAGAUUAUCUUUUCAAGAUUGUUCUUAUUGGUGAUUCUGCUGUUGGAAAAUCAAAUUUGCUUGCAAGAUUUGCUAGGGAUGAGUUCUACCCGAAUUCAAAAUCAACUAUAGGAGUAGAGUUCCAAACACAGAAGAUUGACAUCAAUGGAAAGGAAAUUAAAGCACAGAUAUGGGAUACGGCUGGUCAAGAGCGGUUCAGAGCUGUUACAUCUGCAUAUUAUAGAGGUGCGGUCGGAGCUCUUGUGGUGUACGAUAUAAGUAGACGCCAAACAUUUGAUAGCAUUGGAAGAUGGCUUAAUGAACUUCAUACUCACUCCGACAUGAAUGUAGUCACAAUACUUGUUGGUAACAAGUCUGAUCUUAAAGAUGCUAGGGAGGUAUCCACCGCUGAAGGCAAAGCCUUGGCUGAAGCACAGGGUUUGUUUUUCAUGGAGACAUCGGCUCUUGAUUCAUCUAAUGUUGUUGCUGCCUUUCAGACGGUUGUGAAAGAGAUCUACCACAUAUUAAGCCGUAAAGUUAUGAUUUCUCAAGAGCUUAAGAAACAGGAUCCUACAUGGACAGGGAAUGGAAAGACUGUGGUUUUACAGGCAGAAGGAACUCCAGAAACAGGGCCCGAACUUAAAAAGGGUUGGUGCUGCUCUUCUUAAAGCUAUGCACCAUGGAAUUUUCUGAACAAUCUUUUGCUGGUUCUAACUAGUCUCUUUCCACUUAAUCUAUUCCACAUUCCUUCUUCUCCACGGGACCAGAUUUCUUGGAGUUCAUGGAAAUGUUAAUUCAAAUUUAAUUCAUUCUCACCUUUUUUUUCUUUUCUUUUUCCCGUGGGUGAUUGAUGCUUGUAGAAGAGAAUUAAAGUAGAAAAUGUAAAUGAAGUGAAGGGGGUAUUAAGAAGGCUAUGCUAUACAAUACAAGUUUUUCUUUUUUUGCUUAUGUCAUUACUAGGUUCUUGUGUUUU